CCACCAACUCGAAUUAUUGAGACCAGAUCAUACAAAAUAUCAAGUGCAUUGUAAUGUAUAUAUAUAUAUAUAUAUAUGAAUGUUAUAUACACCAUCAUAAUUAAGUCAUAGCUUGGACAAAGAGUUCAUUUUAUUGAAAUGUGCAAAAUUAAACUUUAGUUGUUGUUUUGUACUAAGUAAUAAGUUGUCUAACCGUUUAUGACACUUACCCGUGAUGGGAUCAGAGUGGAAAGAGGAAUCGCGCGACAGAUGUAUUCUCCCCUGCAAAUUCCUAGCCUUCCCAAACGGCAAGUCGUUUUGGUGAAGUGUAAACGUAUACUGGAUGUGACGCUUUUCUCCAUUACCAAUUACCAGUGUAGAUUGAUUUUGGUCUCAAAUUGAUAUAAUAGUUUACGAAUGAAUUGGUAUAAUAAUUGUGAUUCGUCAUAUUUUUUUUUUAAGGAUUGGGAUGGAUGGUUGAUGGGGACGGUUGAGUUCUGAGUUAACCCUCAAAGAUAAUUAUUCAAUUUGUUAUUAGACGAGCUAGUGAGAUUAGGAGGAUUGGAGGAGUUAACCCUCAAAGUCAUGACUAAUACUUGUGAGAUGCAAAGGUUUACAUUACUCAUACAAAAAUUUCAAUUGAUCACUUUUAAUAAAAUACUAGUUCACAGCCAUGUCUGCAUGUGGAUUUCUCUUAUUUGAAAUGAUUAUUAAUUAUUUCUUUAAUCCAUUAACCAACUGUAGAGAAAAAUAACAUUUACCGUGACUUUGCUAUGAUUAACUAUUUGUAAUUUAGAUCUUAAUAUCUAAUGAACAUUAGAUAACAUAUUGAAAUUGAUAUAUUUGUUCUCCAAUCUUCGAUGGUUAAUGCGCGUAUGGGACAAUUAUGAAAUAUGAUGAUUUUUGAUUGUAUAAUAAAGAAACAACUCUUUGUCAUCUUGUAAAAGUGAGUUGCGGGUCAUUCACCCACCAUCACUCGAGUAUUCACCAAUAAUGCAUCUUGUAAGGAAAAAAAACACCCUCUACUACUUGUCCUUCAUUUCUUUUUGUCAGAAUUAGUAAUCAAUAUCUCCGAUUCAUAGUAUAGUAAAUCGUAAUAUCCCUUACAUUGAAACCCACGAUCCAUAUUCAGAGAAAAUGUCACGCACCAAAUUCUCUUCUCUUAUAUAUAGGGUUAAUUGCAAGAUUGGUCACUGAGAUUACUAAAAACAUUUAUGUUUAGUCACUGGAAAUAUUUAAUUCCAAAUGGUCACUAGAUUUUAUAAAACAAUUCAAGUUUGGUCACUCUCCGUUAGUUUCCGUCCAUCUCCGUUAACACCGUCAGUUAACUGCUGACAUGCCUAACAGAAAUGUUGAUUCAUCCUAUUUUAACCCGCCACAUCAUAAAAUCCGACCCGCCACGUCAGUUUUUCCAAACCAAACCCUUCCCAACCCGUGAUCUGACCCUAAACCCUACCACCGGCUCCCCAUCUUCUCUCCAUUUCCAUUUUCCAACCAAUUUCCCCUUCAAUCUUCCGGCCACUCCCUUGUUCUCUCUUUCUUCGUGGAUCGAUGUUGGUGGAUGCGAUUGACGGCGUGCGGCUGUGAUGAAGAUUAAGAGUGGCGGCAAGAGGGAGGCCAAUUCCUCGAUGGCAUUCACAACACUGGUGCCUUGCCUUCUAUUCCUCGUCCUCAAUCCUCACCACUGGCAGAGACUUAUCAGCGAAGAGUUGGAGAUGUCGAGGAUUCCUCUCCCAAUCGAAUAUGCAGCUGCAGAGCAAGAUUUUCCCCCUUUUCUGGCUUUAAAGGGAUACGAUUUUUGGCAAGAUUCAGGACGCAAUCUUAAGGGUUUCUUCUUUGUUCUCCGACAGAGGCACAAAUCUGAUGGGGACAGAGCCCAGAGUCAUCUUCCCUCUGGAGUUCAAGCGCCAACUCCUCGAGCUGGCUCCGCGUUGGAGUUCCGCCGGCGUCGAAUGAAUUCGGCGAUGAAGGCGGCGCUCGGGUUCUUCCUUUCUUCUGGCGUUCGUGAGAGUUAGAGGCGGCGUUGCGGUCCCUCUCCAAUGUGCGAUCCAAGCAGCUCUCUUUUCCUUCAAAUUUUCCCACCGCCGCCUACGUCGCUGUCGCUCAGACAUCAUAGCCGAUGAAAUGCCCCUUCCCCCGGCGAAUCGAAGGCGUUGGCUCUCUCAAUCCAGAUCUACGGCCGGCGUUGUUUCCUUCUUCGCCAUCUUGAAAGUCCCCAACCAGACAUGUGAUGCAUGUACGUAUUUAUACUCGUAUAUACGUGUAGAUGUGGCGGUUGAUCGACGUUGGAGUUUGGAAUGUGUACGUUGCUGUGACUACUAGUGUGUGUUCAUUUAGGAGUUCAGGGUAUCUAAAAUGCAUUCCAUUGGGGGCCACGGCAAGGAAGUGUUUGAUUAACAAUGUAAUCUAUGUUUGGGGGAUUUCCUUAAUUUGUCGUUGCAUGAUGCGAAUGUGCUGGCUUAAGAUAGGGUGCAUAACUAAAUCUGAACCCUUCAUUUAGAAAAUCUAGAUCUAAGGAUGGAGAAUUAAAGACCAUUUUUAUUUUUCCUAACUUUCUUAAUCAGCUCAUAUCUUUUUCGUUUUAACUCGGGUUUUUUUUUUUGCACAGAUGGAACGAGUUCAUCGUGUUCUACAAAAUGAUAUCAAUUUUCAAUAUUUUUUGUGAAAAAAAUUAUGGCCUCUCGGUACCAACUGCAUACCAUAUGAUAUUUUCUUCGUUUUUAAUUCGUUUUUGAAAACGUUUGCACAGAAGGGACGAGUUCGUCAUGAACUAUUGGAUCUACAAAUUUCUGGGUGAACAAAUUACAUGACCAAAAAAUACCACACAAUACCGUACAAUACCACCCUGGUACGGGGUGGUAUCUUGUGAUACACAAUGUUAAAAGUCGUAAAUGACAGUUAAUAUACUUCUACUAUCAUGUAUAUCAAAAUGAAUAUCAUUUUGAAGAACACAAUUAAUCUGAUCUAACUGUGCAAAAAUAAAUUUCGACUUAAAAC
Messenger RNA from Linum trigynum, 2976 nucleotides. The record is from the annotation of a GenBank genome assembly. Lineage: Eukaryota; Viridiplantae; Streptophyta; Magnoliopsida; Malpighiales; Linaceae.